This is a messenger RNA of Fomitiporia mediterranea MF3/22, 1683 nucleotides long. RefSeq lists its product as uncharacterized. The transcript is spliced from 10 exons. The record is from RefSeq and is a predicted model, not a curated record. Bases 1 to 1683 code for a protein of 560 amino acids. Lineage: Eukaryota; Fungi; Basidiomycota; Agaricomycetes; Hymenochaetales; Hymenochaetaceae.
AUGAAGUCUACCUCGUCCACUUCGACCACCUCUUCUUUCCGGCGGAAACAUCCUAAGGAGUUCAGCCUUGAUACGGAGUACAAAGGACCAAUUAUCCCACCAAGCACGAAAGAGCGCUCGAAGCAACGUACACUUGUCCUCUGUUUUGAUGGGACUGGCGAUCAAUUCGAUAACGAUAACUCGAAUGUCGUGCAAUUCUUCUCUCUCCUGGCAAAGGGUGAUUCCAAGCAGCAGCUCGUGUACUACCAAGCAGGUAUCGGGACAUAUACGAUCCCGCAAGUCGCUACGCCGAUAGGAUCAAAGUUUCGACAGACGUUGGACAUGAUGCUCGGAAGCAGUCUUCACCAUCAUGUCAUGGGUGGAUACGAGUUUCUCAUGGAGCGAUACAAGACGGGAGACCGAAUCUGUAUAUUUGGCUUCUCGCGUGGCGCGUAUACCGCGCGUGCGCUUGCAGGCAUGAUUGAGAAAGUUGGGUUAUUACCUGCGGGUAAUCACCAGCAGGUGCCGUUUGCAUAUAAAAUGUAUAUGAAGGACGAUGAGCUAGGAUGGCAGCAGAGCGUCUUAUUCAAAAAGUCCUUCUCGAUGGACGUAGACAUCGAAUUCGUCGGCGUAUGGGACACCGUUGCAUCCGUCGGUAUCCUUCCAAAACACAUCCCAUUCACCAAGAACAACACAUGCGUCAAGACUUUUAGACAUGCUCUCUCCCUCGACGAGCACCGCGCAAAGUUCAAAGCUAACCUAUACGACUUUGGCGCGAACGUUGAGUCCGAAACAGGUGACCUGACUUACGUCCCACUCUCCCAGCGCAAGAAGAACUUGCAGAAGAAGUAUGCGCAUCGACAUGACCAUGACCAUGACCACGACCACGACCAUGAUGAUGAUGACGUUGCAGACAUGGAGGUUGAGGUGGACUUGGAUUUGAAGAAAAAGAAAAAGAAGUUGGAGGAGGAUAAGUUUAAUAAGAGCUCAAAGUUAGAGGAGAAGUAUACGGAUAAGACGAAGAAGACGGAUGUAUUGGAGGUUUGGUUCGCUGGUUGUCAUACAGACGUCGGCGGUGGCUCCGUGGCAAAUGAUACACGAUACAGUCUCGCAAGGAUCCCACUCCGUUGGAUGGUCAGAGAAUGUUUCCUCACAAACAGCGGGAUACAAUUCGCAGCUGGAAGACUACACGAAGUCGGUCUGGAUCCGCAUACUCUUUACCCCUUCGUCAGACCCCGGCCGGCCCCACUACCCGUAGAAGGAAUAUCAUUCGAAGAGAAGGAACAGAGCGAGGGUGGGACGUUCAGGUCCGAAUCUCCAGUGGCGAAAGAGAAGGCAAAGCAAAAUGUGGUUACCCAGGAGGAAGAGGAUGAGGAAGGGUCAGGAGAAUUUGUAGAUGAGGAACACGAAGAACUACAUGACGCGCUGUCACCUGCAUUCGAUCAACUCGCACUUGCGUGGUACUGGUGGAUUCUUGAAUGGUUUCCUCUCGUUCAUCGACAUGAGAGAAUCGACGCGUCGAGUGUCAAAGUCAUCUCGGUUAACAAAGGCCGUCCACGCGUCGUCGCCCACCAGCACCUAACAGGAAUCAAAGUCCACCGCUCCGUGAAAAUGCGAAUGGAAGCAGAGGCUCAGGUAUUAUUGCUCAAGUCGCAAUACAAGCCGCGAGUGAAAUUCGAUUGUGAACCGACUUGGGUCGACUGA